AUGUUGCCCAUGCUCUUCCAACUCCUGCAGCACCAAGAUGGCGAGGUUCUCUCGGACACCUGCUGGGCCCUGUCCUAUCUCAGUGAUGGCUGUAAUGAGCGCAUUGGCCAAGUGGUAGACAUGGGGGUCCUGCCCAGGCUGGUCCAGCUCAUGACCAGCUCGGAGCUCAAUAUCUUGACCCCCUCUCUCCGUACUGUGGGAAACAUCGUCACAGGAACAGAUCACCAGACCCAGGUGGCCAUUGACGCAGGCGUCCUGAAGGUCCUGCCCCAGCUCCUCAUGCACCCCAAGUCCUCCAUCCAGAAGGAGGCGGCGUGGGCCUUGAGCAACGUGGCCGCAGGGCCUUACCAGCACAUCCAGCAGCUGAUUGCUUGUGGCACGCUGCCUCCCUUGGUGGCUCUGCUAAAAAACGGAGAAUUUAAAGUCCAGAAAGAAGCUGUUUGGACCGUGGCUAACUUCACAACUGGAGGCACCAUAGACCAGUUGAUCCAGCUUGUCCACUCUGGAGUCUUGGAGCCCCUGGUAAAUCUGCUUACCAUCCAAGACCCCAAAAUUAUUAUCAUCAUCCUUGAUGUUCUCUCUCUUAUCCUCAAGGCAGCAGAGAAGCUUUCCAAGAAGGAAAACAUGUGUCUCCUGAUAGAAGAAAUUGGUGGUGUUGAUAAAAUUGAGGCUUUGCAACUUCAUGAGAACCCCCAGGUUGCCCUGACUGCUUUGAACAUUAUAGAGAAGCAUUUUUGCGAGGGAGAAGAAAGCGGCACAGUAUUACCAGCUCUGAAUGAAGAUUGUGAAUUCUUAAACCAAUUAACAAAAAAUCACCAAGGCCCCACGACUUCUAAACCAAGGACCACACCCUAAUGGGUAACUUCUUUAAGAACC
Messenger RNA from Suricata suricatta (meerkat), 876 nucleotides. RefSeq names its product importin subunit alpha-8-like. Gene Ontology annotation, cellular component: nucleus. The coding region runs from base 1 to 855 and encodes 284 amino acids. Gene Ontology annotation, molecular function: protein binding; nuclear import signal receptor activity. The transcript is spliced from 2 exons. The record is from RefSeq and is a predicted model, not a curated record. Lineage: Eukaryota; Metazoa; Chordata; Mammalia; Carnivora; Herpestidae. Gene Ontology annotation, biological process: NLS-bearing protein import into nucleus.